Trachemys scripta elegans is the source of this 1017-nucleotide messenger RNA. Its product is annotated as immunoglobulin-like and fibronectin type III domain-containing protein 1. The record is from RefSeq and is a predicted model, not a curated record. The transcript has 5 exons. Lineage: Eukaryota; Metazoa; Chordata; Testudines; Emydidae. Bases 360 to 605 code for a protein of 81 amino acids.
UGUCCAGUGUCAUCAGUGGUAUGUACUGAAAUAAUAAUGAAUGGGAGACUGGUGCAUUGGGUUCCCAUAAAAAAUUGUUUAGAUUUAUCACAGGCUGUCACCUCCUAAGAGGAGAGGGCAAGAGCGAGAUUAGGUCAGCGAGAGGGAGAAAGUGAGAGCACAGAGAGAGCAGCAGCAAAGGCUCUUAGUGAUCUAAGCUGCUCUUUGGUAUCUGAGCUUAGACUGGAAAGGCAACUCUUGCAAGCAGCAGCAGCUUUCACAGUAUCCUGGGGAGGAAGGGAAUCAAGGAGAAGACAGAACUGUAGGAGGAAGACACAAUAUACAGGAGAAUCCACUAAGCUGUAGAGCUGACCUCCAGAAUGACAAUGGAAAGCCGGAGGGCAGUGAAACCCCGUAAGAAAUCUGCCAUCCCAGGGGAGACCAUCAAGCAGUUUGUUGAAGUUAUUCCAAAAGGAUGUAGCACGCCUGACUUUGAGCGAAAACCCAUCACCCUAACAUUACAGGAAGUUAGUUUCAAGAAAACAAGAAAACCAUUCCCCACUGAGCCUCAGGAGGACCUGAAGAAAGAGUUGCAGGACUUCAGGAAAAUGUUAAGGAAGCGGUGAGUGGCCCCGGGGCAGGACCAGUGUCAUAAAAGAGGCUUGUUUAGCCUUUGUGGCAGGGGUGACUAUCCACCCUUCACAGACCAUCCAGGCAACACUACCUGCUUCUGCUUGCUUGGAGUCACCACUUGGAAAGUGCUCUGCUACUGGCUCUGGGGCUGAGGUGCCAGUGCUCUCCAGCAGGAGGCAUCUACAGGGUUGUGCUGCUGAUACUGUCUUGUAUCACAAAGUUUGCCUUGAGGGAUCUGUGUCUCUUCUGCUCCUGCAUUUUAGCUCACACUGAACUUAUUGGGGAAAUGGCUGAAAAAGGGUACAGAGACACGUGGCAUGUAUCUCAACAGUAACACCUCUGGCCAAUUAAGGAGCAGCAUCAAUGUGUCUCAGAAAGAGUCCCAUCCGGUCUAGUCUUCAUUUG